UUUUCUCCAGUUGUGGCAAGAAGUUCUGUGGGAGGGUGCAGGGUGGGCUAGCUGCAAUACCUACACUGCUACUAGACACUCCUAGCAGAACAAGCUGUUAGUUCAGGUUCGUGAAUGACGCACAAGCAACCAUGCUGCUCGUGAGAUGUGCUGAGGUCACCAAGAUGUUCCUGUGAUGUGCUGAGGUUACCAAGAUGUUCCUGGGAUGCGCUGAAGUCACCAAGAUGUUCCUGGGAUGUGUUGAGUUCUCUCCUACACUUCUGAUCCCUCAGUCACCUCUCCUGUCUCUCCUCUUCUUUUCUUCUGCUGCUUAUGCCUACCAAUGUAUGAACGCACGGCCUCACACCUCCAUUAACUCCCGUAAAACUAAACAAGGUCAGGAAAUUGUCUUGGGAUUCAAGCCUUCCAGUUCCCCUUUCAACCUGAAUGUGAAGGUCCAGGAGCUAGAAAAUGCUAUUUCCUCCUGGUCCCUGGAAGUGGCCAUCUUCAACAACGGCUCAAAGGAAUGUCUCACCGUGCAGGAAGAAGGAGAGAAGAAACUGUCAGAGGAUAAUCCCUGGCCCUCCCUGCCCAUCAACACCUGGACGGAAUUCACCCUAAAUAUACAAAACUCUAAGCAAUUCUGGGUGGAGGUUAGGGAUCCUACGCAAGUUAAUACAAGCCACCGCUCACAGACCCGCAUCCUCAAUAAGGUGUCUGGCAUGUUCAAGGCGACAGUCACUGUGGACAAGAAAAGUGAGGUCUACACGUGGAAAUGUGGGAUUGAGGAAGGGCCGGAGAUGAAGAUUCUGUUUUCGAGUAUGACGACUGUCGGAGUAUUCCUCUUUAUUAUACUGAUAGUGUUCAUCCUAAGAGGGUGGUGGAAGAGAUGGCAAUCCCUCCGCCCACACCCACCCACUCACGCCUACCAGACCCCGCCCGUCACGACUCAACCAAACACAGAGAACUACACAGUGGCAAGGUUCCAGCCUCAGCCCUCUUACUCCAGCGACAGCUUCCAGAGCGAAGAGUUCCCUGAACUGGAAUACAAACCUUACUCUCCAGGUCUUCUAGCCCUGCCUCCAGCAUCUCAAGGUCCCUCCAGUGCCUGUCAGGAUCACAACAUACAGAAACGAGACCAUUUACUCGAGUACCACACAGGAACCAGCCCGACGGCUCAUGAACGUAAGGAAGUGUGGCCUAUCCCGAGACGUCAACAGGUCAGCUCAGUCAUGUACGAAAGAGCCACAUGGUUCUUAAGAGGGGUGGAAUUGGGGGACUAGGGAAGCCUCCGAAGAAUGGAGAGGUUAAUCGGGGAAAUAUUUCAUCUAACAUCGCCUUUAUAUGUACUUGAAAAGAGUUAUUGUCUUCACUAUCAAAUACCUUUGAACUUUUUUCAAUUCCUAAGUCAAAUAUGGCACAAAUUAAGGAAUAAAAUAAUAUACUUGUUGACCAGUGUAAAUAUAGAAUGCAGUUAAAACCCUUCAUCACAACCAUUUUUAAAAAGUAAAAAAAAGAGCACCUCCUCCGGUAAGAUUAAAUUAUCAAAUAAAUAUUUAGGGUAUGGUUCAUAUCCUAGGAUAUACAUUGAUCACUGGUUGUGUGGUUAACACUACCCAGCAAGGACUAGCGACAACCCCUAGCAACCUGGUCUAGUAUCAAGUCCUAGCAGCAAGCCCUGGGAAUAAAACCUAGUAGUAUGACCUAGCAGAAAGCCCUAGUAGUGAGGCCAGCAGCUACUCCUAACUGUAAGAUCUGGUAACAAGACCUAGUUUGAAAUACUAUAUAACUCCAAUAAACUAUUAUGCAAUAAUUUUAAAUCAAGAGACAAUUUACCAUUUGCAAUUUAAUAUAUAUAUAUAUAUAUAUAUAUAUAUAUAUAUAUAUAUAUAUAUAUAUACAAACCGUGAAAAACAUGGAAAAUGUAUUACACACUUAGAAGAAUUUCUUUCAAUCCUUGAGAGACAAAGCAAUAAAUCAUCUUUGAUAAUUCCCAACUUAUGAAAUCUGCUCAGAUCUGUAUUAAUAUAAGUGAUAUACUUCUUCAUACACGACACAUAAUGAAAUCUGUUAUGUGAUAAUACUUUGAUUUUAAUAAUCCUCUUAUACAUUUAUCUAACAUGAAAUCCAUUGAACUUUUCAAUGUGUAGUGAUAAUAAUAGUUAUUUGGAAAAUAUUUCCUAAAAUAAUACACUUCCUGAAGAUGUUUAUCCUAUUUUUUUUAUAUUUUCCUACGAAAAUGAUGUAAUGAAAAAUAAUGUUUCUCUUGAUGAGGCCAAACUGGUAGAGUAUCAUCGCUUGACAUCACAGUUUGGCUGCCUGAUGACAUGGCUUUGAGGAAGGUUGCAACUGUUAUUGUAGCCCACCUAGAUUUUGUAGUUAAUGCCACGGACUAGUAAAUUCAAGAUGGCUGAAUCGAGGCUCGUUUAUUCCUUAGAAAAAAAAAGUGUCCCGUUGUUCAAUUGGUAGCGCACUCAUCUGGCAUACUGAGUGUCAGUGGUUCAAUUCCCGGUACGGGUGGAAACGUUGGCCAUAUUCUCUUACACCUACUGCCCUUGUUCACCUAGCAGUAUGUAGUUAACCGGGUGUUAGUCGACUGAUAUUGGUGGCAUCCUGGGUGUGGUAGUAUACCUUAAUUAGGGCUGAGUUUUAAUAUGAACUGAGGCAGGAUAACAACUCUCAGCCUGUAAAACUGAUGUGUAAUAAACAGGUUACAAACGCU
Cherax quadricarinatus is the source of this 2701-nucleotide messenger RNA. RefSeq lists its product as uncharacterized. The record is from RefSeq and is a predicted model, not a curated record. Lineage: Eukaryota; Metazoa; Arthropoda; Malacostraca; Decapoda; Parastacidae.